AUCCCACUUCAAGAAAUAGAAUUUUACGAUGUACACAAACGUUAAGUGGUUUAUAUGUAUUAGAUGUGUGCCUUACGGUCAUACAAACAAAUAAACGUUGUUGAUACUGCAAUAUUUUAUAUCAAAUUGGUAAAUACUCGGGACACAAGACACUGUUAAAUGUGUACAUAGCUGUGUGCAUCCUUAGUGUGAAAUGAUGUGUUUAAGUGAAUAAACCAGCAGUUACAAAUUUGAGGUUAAACCUUGUAAAGCGUAAAAAAUGGGAAAUUGCUUGAAAAUGAGCAGAUCAGAUGACAUUUCACUUUUACGAGGUAAUGAUACGAUUAACGGGCAAAACAGCGGAACUCAGUCAUUAUACCAUGAAGAACAGUAUCAGCCAGUAUUUUACCCCACCACCUCAGCUUCCUCAAAUCGAGCCCCAUCAUCUAUCAAUCGACAACUUUCCGAUGAUUAUCAAGUGAGGAUUGCAAAGCGUAUUGGAUUAAUGCAGCAUUUGCCAAUUGGAACAUAUGACGGAAGCUCGAAAAAAGUACGAGAAUGUGUAAUUUGCAUGGCAGAAUUCUGUGUUGAUGAAUCCGUGCGAUAUCUUCCUUGCAUGCAUAUUUAUCAUGUUAAAUGUAUAGACGAUUGGUUGUUGAGAAGUCUUACAUGUCCCAGUUGCUUGGAGCCGGUUGACGCUGCUUUACUAACGAGUUAUGAAUCGACAUAGCGUUUAUAAAAGAGUAGUAUAUUUAUAAUGGUCGCUUUAAAUUAUUUCGGGAAAAUAAAAAGUUGGUCCAAGCAAAGGUUAUUAUUUGAUACGUUUCAAUUGGAUUACAUUUCUUAAAAUUAAAUGUUGCUGUCUUUAAUCAAAACCAUUUAUAUUAUUGAGUGAAAGCCGAUAAUAAUUGUUAUUGCAGCACUGGAUAAGUCAAAUAUGUAAAAACUAUUUUGUUGAAUUUUGUAUUGAUGUAUGUAAGCAUUCUGCUUGAAUUUCACCCGAAGAGAACACUAGAUCGUGUACAUAUAUCUAUAUUUAUAUAAGUGAGUGUAUAAAGGAUUUGAUAAUAAAAUUAAAUUUUGUUUAAGUACGAAA
Messenger RNA from Drosophila biarmipes, 1075 nucleotides. RefSeq names its product RING finger protein 11 (gene Rnf11). The record is from RefSeq and is a predicted model, not a curated record. The transcript has 4 exons. NCBI's taxonomy places the organism in Eukaryota, Metazoa, Arthropoda, Insecta, Diptera, Drosophilidae. Bases 260 to 709 code for a protein of 149 amino acids.